This is a messenger RNA of Limulus polyphemus (Atlantic horseshoe crab), 11252 nucleotides long. RefSeq names its product storkhead-box protein 1-like (gene knockout). The coding region runs from base 203 to 2473 and encodes 756 amino acids. Gene Ontology annotation, molecular function: DNA-binding transcription activator activity, RNA polymerase II-specific; RNA polymerase II transcription regulatory region sequence-specific DNA binding. Lineage: Eukaryota; Metazoa; Arthropoda; Merostomata; Xiphosura; Limulidae. Gene Ontology annotation, cellular component: cytoplasm; nucleus. Gene Ontology annotation, biological process: positive regulation of transcription by RNA polymerase II. The record is from RefSeq and is a predicted model, not a curated record. The transcript has 5 exons.
UAUUGUAGUACUACCAAUAGUAAGAUAUACGUAUAUUUUUCUGCGUGAGGAACCAAUGGUGAAGUAACCUAAUUAUAAAUGUUAAACUCUGGAUUAGGUUGAUCAUUGUUUAUACAGUCCUGAUAUUUUGAAUCUUACACAAACAAUCUAUGUGAAAGUAUAUGAUAAACUAAUAUAAAGUAUUUGUUAUACUUUUAUAGUGAUGUCUCCGAAACCUAACCAGGAAGAUAGGUGUGCCAAUAAAGUAGUGUUAGCUCAAGGAUGUUUAGCGAUUAUUUUUCAGCGGAAUGGUGAGAAUGAUGGUGGUGAACAUAACGUUACAACUUCUCAUGGGCGAGAUCAUAGUGGUGAAGUACGUUUACUCGCCGAAGAUGGGUACUUUUUAUUCCAGGAAUUUUUAAGAGAGAAUAGAUGUUGUUUUUGGAAUGCAAGUUUGUCACAGAGUGUCGAAAAUUUGCAGUAUAAGGGAUUUUUAACUCCUUGUACCAUAUUGGUGACAAGUUCAAUGUACUCUUUAGAGGUUAUACGCUCUGCCUGGGCAAGAAGAUUGUUGCAUUCUCCAACAAAUUAUAACAUCGUUAAAUUAGGGGAUGUUCCUUGUGUGGAAAUGGAUGCAGUAUCUCAAGUCCAAUUUGCACCAUUAGGUGAAGCCCUGUGUAAUGUUAUAUUUGAACUGAAUGCAAAACAAGUCAAUGCAACUCUUGAAGUAAUAUCAGAAAGACUCCAAAUUAAUUUUCCUGAAAUGGUUAUACCUCAAGAUGAGGUGCUGUAUAAAACACUUGGGAGUCUGAUACGUGAUCGAAAACUCUAUCACAGUGGCCAAGGCUAUUGUGUUGUUACACCCCACACUUAUAUUCUGACUUCACAAACCACUGUUAAUGAACGACCAAUUCUGAUGACAAAUGAAGAAGCCAUAAUUAAGUUACAUGGUUAUGAUUCUUUUAGUAGUGAAGAACGUAAACAUACACGCACAUGUUGUGUUCAAGUGGAUGAAAAUACAAAUUGUUAUGGCUCUGAAGGUCAGGUUUUAGAAGCAUCAAAAUCUUCUGGUAAUUUGGAGCGCAGUCAGUCAGUACGAUUGUUAAGAGUGAGAAGGAGGAGCAAAUCAGAGGAACAUACAAAGAUUAGUCGAAGUGGUUCUUUCAAAUUAAAAAAUAACAAGCGAAUAGCACAAGAAAUGAAUGAUUCAAAAAGUGAUUUGGAAAAUCUUGAUAAUGAUAAAAAAGAAAAAUCGUCUGUACUAAACUGGUUGUUUCGAAAAGGAAUGAUGCGAGCUGAAAAAAGGACUUCAAAAUUGACAACAUUUUCAGCACAGUUUCCACCAGUUAGUGGGCAGGAUGUUGAGACUGUUCACCUUCAUUCUCGUGGAACUCAAACAUUGAAUGAAGAUAUGUUUGUCACAUCUAAGGUUAACAGGACAAGUAGUUUAAGCCGUAGUUCUCACUAUGGAAGACAUUCAUUACUACUACAAUCUACAACAGGAGUGUCACCUCCAAGAGAACAGCGAAGUCAAACAGAUCAUCAUUACUUGAUUUCUAAGUCAGCUAGUCUUCCUCGAAAAAGUUAUCACUUGAUGAAUAAGAUUUGUGAAACUAAGUAUGUACCAUAUUCAAAUAAUAAAGCUACACAGAAGAGAAAUCUUCACCACAACAGUCCAUAUUUGGAGUCUUCUUUUGGUGUACCAAACACACCUGGUGAUUCAGUUUCAGUAAUUGGUUUGGAUACACAUACAAAUUCCAAGUUUAAUGACUCUGACUUUCUAAGAAAAGAAAAGUCUAAAUACCCAAUUACUGGAGCAAAUAAUCUUCAACAAAACACUUCCUUCAAUAAGUCAAGUGAAAAAGCAAGUGAUCUGUAUAGUUCAUCAGGACCUAAGAGACCUGACAUGCUUACCAGGUUCACAAUUCCUCAAACAACUAAGAAAGCAAACCAAAAUGAUGUUGCAUGCACUGAAAAUCAAUUGUCUUCAGAAAUACCAGCCAGUAAGUCUGUACCUUUUUCAUCCAUCAAUAAGAAAGGUGAUGUGGAUGUUGAAACUGAAUUGAGUAGAUGUAGUUCUCAACAAAAAACUGCAGUGGAGUUAGAAAUAAGUUUUAAUACAAAUAAAAAACAUGUUAAUGACAAAAAGAUAUGGACCGAAGAAACAUCUCCAAAUGAACUUAUCAAAACAAAUGUGUGCACAUCUUGGAACCACAGAAUACCAUUAAAUACAGAAUGUAGUGACAACUUGAAUACACAAAAAUCAUCUUUUAUUAAGACAACUACUAACAUUUCCACCAGUUUGUCUAGUGAUGCCCUUGAGAACUUGAUGAAACCAGGUGCUUUAUCAAUGUCAUCAAGGUGUCAGAAAAAAGAUUCUAGAAUAACAGAAAGUUUGAACAGAACUAUGAGUGAAUCUACUCACAUGUCUUUGCCUGUAAAAUUAAAAUUAGCUGAAGCUAAAGCUUCAUUUUUUUCUGGAAGUCCUCAUUAACUUGAACCCUGUUGUAAUGUUCUGGUGUCCCUUAAAUACUUUUAUGUACAUUACGCAUUAAUGUGUGUUUAAAGGAAGUUUUCUUAUAGGAAAGAACUAUCUUGUAUAUUUACUGUGACUUGGAAAUGCACUAAUUAUAUGAGUAUAGCAGGUUUUUAGUUAAGGCUACUUAGAAUUUAUAGGAUGAUCUUAAGCCAUGUUUUAAGCAUUUAACUGUUUUUUUAUAAAAGGUAAUUCAUAAAUUAAUUAAAAAAUUUAAUAGUUUUGAAAGAACAAGUCAUUAAUAUGAACUUUUCAGGAGAUAUUUAGUAUGAAAAAUACCUGGUUCAAGAAGUAAUGUAUUAAGGUUGCUCAAGUUUAUAGUAUGGUUGAUGUAGUCCAAAUCAAGAAGCUCUUUUAGUACAGUCUUCCACUAGGUUUAAUUAAACUAUCAACACAACUUUUACCCUGUAUUUAAUAUGUUAGACCAACCAAUUAUAUGACUGAAGUGUUUAUGUGUUCACUCAGGACUUGUUUUUGUACAAUUAUUUGGUUAGAUAUUUUUUCAGGUUGUUAUUAUAUCUGUGAAUUAUGGUAACUAAAUGUACAUUAUUAUUAUUAUUUGCUCUUAUACUGCUUGAGAGACUUCUAUUUUUGCCAUUUGAUAAACUAAGUUAGGUGUUUUGUGUAACAUCAGGCCUUUUUUCUUGGCAUAAGGAAUGUUUCCUCUUUCCUUGUAAUUUUUUUUCCAGAAUUGUUUCCUUACUCUGGACCUUGUUACUUUUGUCUUUUAAGUUUUCUUGCUUUGUAUUUUUGUAAUUUUUAAAUUAUUUCCGAACAUAUUGUGAACAGUGUGGAUACCCAACUAGUGAGUCAAUGAAUUCUAUUCAUUACAAUUAAUAAUGCAUAACUGUAAACCCAUUUUGAUGUCUACCUGUAAUUAUUGCUAUGAAAGCUCGUAACUUUCAUUAAUAUGCCUAUAGAAUUUUGUGCCAACUCGUGUUUUGUAUAAUUGCUAAUAUAUAAAGUUGUCACAAUUGCAUACUGUGCAUCUUGCAUAAAUGUCUCCCAGACUGGACUUGGCAAUCACCCCAUGAAACUCAAUUUUCCACAAGCUUUUAUACUUUUUCAGGACUUUUGAUAUGGCAUUAAUACAAUCACUCUUUCUCAGUAAUACAGUAAUAUAUCACUGGAAUGGCUGAAAAUGACCAAAAAUUAUGAUAUGAUACUUUAUUUCACACAAAUCAAUAACUCAAGCAUGACAUUGAUUCCAUAGUAAAUAGUAAUGCAGCUAUAUGCUUUCUAAACUAAUAAGAAACAUAGCCAUGAUGGCCAACCUGUACUACUUGAAAGGUAUUAGAAUGGUAUAUUCAAUUAGCUAUAUUCAACUUGUUUAAUUUUUAGUUUUAAUCUCUGUAGAUAGUUUUCUUUGAUCAAAAGUUAAUGAUAAUUAGCUGAUUAGUCAAAAAUAAGAUUAUGAUGGAGACAGAUCAAAGCAUAUUUAUUAAAAGUUUCAAAAUUACACAGAUUCCAACAAAAAUAUAAUAAUGUACAAACUUCUGCAACUAUACAAGGAAAAAAAAGCAUCAUUAUACAAACUUAAAAUACAUUUACUUGAAAAGAAGACUGUAUACAGUUAAGUGUGUUUGUACAUUUUAACUAAGACAGUAUAUGAGUAGCCUGAAGUUAACGUAAUAAAACUUUCAAAAGUGAACAAAGUGCAUAUGUUUUCAUUGUGUUACUGUAGAGGUAGGGGAAGGAUUGCUGAGUAUUCAGUUACACUUUCUUAUAGUCUAGUGUGUUUUAAAUCUUAUACUUAUAAGUGAUUCUUGUUUAUUAAUAUAGGAUGCCUUACAGUCUCAUAAGUACACAUGCAUUUUUGUGCUUUGCAAAUGUCUAAAUCUGGUCUUUGUUUUAAAAAGAAAAAGUUCUCAUGUGUAGUAUAUACAAUUUUAUGUAUAAUCUUAGCAUUGACAAGAAAGUUUCCUUAGUUGAUUUUGGAUAGCAGAAUGCUGUGAAAAUAUGGUGUGAUUAAGAAUAUUUUACAUUAAGGUGUGGUGUAGGAUUUUAUAUUUCAGCAGAUUAACUGACAAUUGUUCAUAGUUUUAUUUCUAUCAUAAAAGUUCAUGUUCUUUCUUUACAGUUUUGUGAUUGAAAACAUAGUGACAGUGUGCUCAUUUUCUGGUUAAAAGUUGGUUUUCUUAGCUUAAUAGCAAGAGAUUCUAGCAUUCUAGGUGGAAUGUUUUAUGAAUGGAGACUGAUGUGGAAGAAGCUGGAAGUAGGCACAACAUCACAUUUGUUUAGAUAGUGGUUGGUAAUACAACAGGUGUUGUAGGUUGUAGGUUUUAGUAUUCUUUUAUUCAACUUCGGAGCCUUCUAGCAGUUGAUCCAAUAUAUUCUUGAUUUCACUUGUACACUACUAGCAAUGUAUUCUGUUGAUGUUGUCUGUCUUUUAAAAGUUGAAGAGCUCUUUUACCAUAGAGUCUGUUUUGAAAAUACAUUUUUAACUAAACUGAUGGUUAUAAAUGUUUUAUAAUUUUCUUCUUAAUCAUGUAUGAUAUAGUGCCUAAGUUGGAUAUGAUAAGAGUAACAGUUUUCUUUGGAACACCUAACAUAACAAUAGAUGGGGUGUUUAGUUUUCUAAUUUGUGUGUGGAUUAUUAUGUUUAGGGAUGACAACAUAAAACAAUUUCUUCUACAUGUUUCUUUAACAUUCUCAACAUAUUUUUUAAAAAGGUUUUGAUUUCUUGAUAUUUUAAACACUGUAUAGCAAGGUUUAAACCAGAUUUUCUUUGAAGGUUGAAGAGGUGAAACUGGCAAAAUGCAUCAGUGAAAAUGGGUUUAUGAUACAUUUUAAAGAUAUUUGACUGAGGAGCAGGCAGAACAUACACCCUUUCAUUCUGACAAGCCAGCCAGGGUGUGAGAUUUCCAAUGCAUCAAAGAGGCCAUCUUGAUUGUACCAAGAUGUUCCUGACAGAAAACAUUUUCAGAAGUAUGGCAUUCAGAUACUGGAGAUGUGAAAGUUGUAACUGAAACUUGUGUUUUCAUUUCUUUGUCAGUAAUUACAUCUUGAACAGUGAUGUUGCUGUGAUGUUUUGCUGACCAUCAAUGUACAUUUUCGAUGUGCAACUGUUUAAUUGCUUAAUAGUUACCUGAAAAAUCUCCUCCUUUCUCACUAGCUAUGGUCACAUCCUAAACAGAUGGCAUAAGUCUUGUAGUUGUAUUUUGGAAUACUGUUAUUUCAGUAGGUUCUUGUACAUUUGGUUGUUUUUCUUUUGAAUACAUAAUCAAGAAAUGAUGAUAUUUCCUUAUUGUAUUCUUUUUACUGUCCCAUAUUGUUUCUUAUCUUCCUUUCAGUUACUAAUCUUGCUUUUCUAGUUUUAUUUUUAUUAUUCCAUUUUGCUUUUGAAUUGUACACUCCACCCUUUUAUUUUACUGUUCCUUAAAUUUCUGCUUUUCUAUUUCAUAACAGUCUUCUCCCCCUGCAAAUUACAGUAUGGUAAAAAGAAAAUCAGUAUAGUUCUGUAUACAUUGUGUAAUGACUGGGUGAUAGUCAGUGUUAAUGAAUGUAUGAAUAGUAGGCUUAAGGAUGCGUACAUAAUUAAAGUGUACUGCUUGAUUUUCAAGAACAUGAAAUACAUUGCUCCAAGUUUGGGUUAUAUAAGUUACAUCAACAUUCACUACUAUAAAUUCUGAGAUUUAUUGUGAGUUUUCAUCCUGUUAUCAGAGAAUUUGUUGAUAAACUGAGCAUGAACAUUCACUAUACCAAAUUUUAUUCUUUUAUGUGAGCACUUGGCCCUCUUACUGGAUCCUUAUUCAUUUUAUUUGCUUGACAAAAGCUCUGAUAAAAUAGUUUCAACUAGCAGUGAAAUCAAAUAUUUAAUGCUGUAAAUGUUGACACAUAAUUUAUUUAAGUAUAAACACCUGUACAUCAUGAGUCUUAAACAGUAAGUCCAUGUUUGAUUGAACUAAGAUUCAUAUAACAUGAAAACUAAGUAUUUUUUGUCCUUUGUCUUCUCAACACUUCUUGAAUAUUAGAUGGAACACUAAAUUUUAGGUUGUUCAGAAUCAUACCCACUUAGUUUGGUAUUAGCUGCAUGUACUGUUGUAAAGGAUACCAUCACAAUUUUAUAGCAUUAGAAUUGUAAUAAUACAGUUUCUCAUUCUACUGAUGUAAUCUUAUUAUUAUCAUAUUUCUCAACUAGUAACACUUGUUUCAAAUAAAGCAUCAUUUUAACUUGUACGAACAGCUAUGAAUUAUAUCACUGCAUAACCAAGACAGGUAUUUCAAAUAAUUAAAUUAAUAUUUUUUAAUAAUUUGGAUGUUGGAGAUAUACCAUGACUUUUAAAAGACUGUAUUUAAAACGUCUAAAUGUUAUGCUGCAGUAUAUUAAACUGUUUUUACCAGUUUGGCUUACUCUUUAGCUGUGUGGCUUCAAUGAUUGGAAUCAGGUUGUACUUUUAGUGGUUAAUUGAGUGUCUCACUACAUUUACAUGUAUCUCAAAACUAUUAUCUUUUCCCUACAAAAAGGACUGUAGGCAGAGAAAAAGUUGGUGUUCAAGUUAAUUUGCUUCAUUCCACUUGUAAAUUCCAUUAUAUUAAGGUGAUUUAAUAUUUGAGAUGUACAGAACCCAUUUGUUACAACACAAUUUCAAGGCAAUAUUAUAAUUAAUCUAAGCAUUUCAGAUGUUGAUGAGUUUGUUAGUUUAUCAAAUAAUGCAUCAUGCUUUUUUGAUUCAUAUCUUAUUUACUUUAAUUAAAUUUGAAUUCCAUAAUAAUAAAAUUUUCAAAGUAUGUACAGAAUAACAUGAAAGUUUCCAAAAUAUGCUAUUGAUGUUUUUUUAAUUAUUACUAACAUUGUUUUUAUAUAUCAAUAAUUUUCAUCAAUAAAUAUUUAAGGCUGUCAUAAACAUUAUCAUUGAAGACUUGGUCAGAAGAUCCAUCAUUGUCAUAGGCAAUGUUUAGUAAUCUCCAAGGUUUAUUUUACACCAUGUAAAUGCUGAAUCAAAUUUGCAAAACUUUACAUUUCUUUAGUACAGAACUUUUCCUCUUGUUUUCAAUUACAAAUACUAAAGUACAUAUUUUUAUACCAGCCUGAAUUUUAUUUCCAAGUGUUAGCCAUUUUAGAUUUAUGAAUUCAUAAAUGUGACCAUAUCCUGUAGUUAGAAUUGGAAAAAAGGUUUGGGUUUCAUGACAUACGAAAAUUUUUGAAAUUUUGUUAAUUUGUGCUUGUUAUUUUAAUAAACCAAAUAACAUGAUAGUUAUAAAGUUUUAUAAGUUUAAUGAAUAGUUGUUUGUGAAAAAUUCAGUUUUGAUAAGAAUCAGUUAAUAAUUAUAUAAAAUGCCCAGUCAUGACAUGUUUAUAUAUAUUAAAUAUACUACUAAAAUCAUGGUGUUGACAAAAGAGUAUUUCUGAAAACAAUCACAGGAUGUUACUUAAUAAAAUAAAACUAAUUUGCAGAAAAUUGAAGUGGGAUCAUUCUUUUCUGUUAUUCCAUAAUCUCCCUCCUCCUAAAUAAAACGCAUUGACAUAUGGGAUAAUACUUGAUCACUUAAGUUGCAAUUUAAACUAUCUUAGGAAGUCAUUUUAAUAAGUUGUUAAAUGUUUAGAGUGUAUGUGUCAAUAAUAAAUGAUGAGCUUAGUUACAUGGUUUUUUCAUGAUUGCUCACUAGAGCACUGUUGUUGAAAGUGGGCUUUAUCAUUUUACUGAAAUACAGAAACUGUAAUGUUCUUAUGUAACAUGUCCAUUUAUGUUUCAAAGUUGAUAAAUCCUCUAAAUAUUAUAAUAAAGCUGAAAAAUGAUCAUAGUGAAAAGAAUAUUUAACAGGGAGGGAUAAAUAUUUCCAUUUGUAUUACACUUGUUCCUAGUUCAUUUGUAUUAAUCAGGCAUUCUACUGCUAGAUUAAUUAUGUGUCUCUUAGAUAGAUAUUCUAUUAACUACUGAUACCAUUUCCACUUUUGUAUUUCUUUCUUUCUGCUCUUGCAGAAUUACUAGAAAUAAUAAUAAACUAUUACUGUACAUGUUCAGCAGGUAAACAAACAAUCAGUGCUGGUGCACAUAUUGCAUCUGUGCUGUACUUUUUAUGCACAGUAUAGGUGAUUUAAAGAUCCACAUUUAGCAAAGAAAUUUAGAACAUCAGUUGAGGAAGCCCUUGAACAUAUCCAGUAGAUAAAACUAAAAAGAAAGGUUUUACUGGUCAAAACAGAAGAAUGUUAAAAAGAAAAUAACCUACUUGCUCAUUAAUAUAACCAAACUAGCAGCAAGUACAAUGUGAAUUGAAAUAUUCCUAUGUUCCAUUUCCCUUAUAAGAUGAACUUUAUUAGCUUUCUUACAAUGAUUAGAAAAUUUAUAAAUCAAUAAACUACAUAAAAAACUGAGUAAGGUAAAAAAGCUUUCUUUAAGUAAUAGUGCUCCUAAUGGGCAAUCUUGUGUUCUCAUCAUUUCCAUUUAUUCUUGUAUACAUACUAAACAUUUAAAAUGUCUCCUAAGGUAAUAGAAAUUGCAACUAAUAUAGUGCUAUAAUAAUCAUGUAUUAUUCCACAUAUCAGUAUUUGUAUUUCUUAUGGAAUACACUACAUCUGAACUCAGAAAAAUAACAAUUCACCCACUUAUUCAGUUUUAUUUAAAUCAAUCUUAUUUCAUCAGAUUAGCUCUUUCAAUUACUCUAGGAAAGGCUAUUUGUAUCAAUACCAUGAUUUAAGUAGUUUAUUUUAUGGCAUCCAGCCCCCAUUCAAUUUUUUUUCAAAUAACAUUUCAUCAGGUAAGCUCCUAUGAUUAUUCUAUGAAAGGCUUUUGUGUCAGUAUCAAGGUUUUAUAACAUAAUGUUUAGGGACAACAAGGGGUUUUUGGUCCAUCCAGGCUGUCCCAUCCUCUAAACUAAUACUGUUAACCCAUUGACUUAGGCUGCUCUAAGUGGGUGCAGAAGUUUUGCAAGCCAUACACCAUAUAUGGUACUCUCACAUUCAACUGCCAGAGGUGAAUCAGCAGUCAAUGGGUUAAAUAUAGAACAAAAAUAAAGCCCUUAUCAUUCAUAUAGUUAUGAAGCUCUCUCUUAAACUGAUAACAGUGGAAGUGUCUUACGAUGUCUGUAACUGUUAAUAUUCAAUAUAAAUUGGGUUUCUGUUGAAUACUCGUAUGCAUGUGUUUGCUCAAAGUAAUCACUAUAUUCAUAUGUAAAUUGAAUUUGUCUUUUAAGUUUUAGCAGAUUAUUAUAAUACUUCUUUAGAAUACUUAACUUCCUACGUAUAAUAAAAGUUCAUGGUGAGCUAAGAUAUUUUCAUUGCUUCAAGUGUGAAAAGUGUAUACAGUAAUUAUUUAUGAAACUUAAAAUUUUACACAACUUACAAAAUGUUCAUUAUUCAAGAACAUUUUCUACUUCUUAACUUUUUUCUAAUUUUUAACUUAAGGUCCAAUUUAGUCUAACAGAUGUUUAUAGGUAAACCGUAGUUUAAAGCUUUAUUUUUAUAAAUGUAUAGAAGGCAAAAAUUUGUGUAGUAACUGUGUUUAUUCUGAAACCCUAUUUGAAAAGGUUGUGUCCUCAUUGUCUUCCUUUGUUUUAAAUGCUAGUUUUUGUCCAUAUUUUUCUAAAUAAAAUAUUCUGCACCUUUUUCAUAUGUUUUGCUUAUUCACAUGUUAAUAGAGAUGUCAGUGCUUGAUCAGUGUGAAUUAUAUUCUUGAUGUGUGGUUACCAGUUUUAUUAGAGUAGCAAUAUUAAAUAAUGCAUAUGGGUAUGAAAUUACUCAUACCUUAGUUUAUAGGAUUCAAAUUUUUUGAUAUUUUCAUUAAUAUGGAAUUGUUUUUGAUGCUACUUGUACACUGACAUAAAAUUUACAUAUUUAAAAAUAUCAAGUUAUUACUUUUUUUUUAUAACUGUUUUAUCAUCAGCAACAUUCCAUAGUAAAUGUAUUUGAUUGUAAAUACUGGUUGCUUUGCUUUUAAAAAAUAAACAUUGUUUUUUGAAUGUUAUUUGAUUUUUUGUUUUUAGAAAUGGAUUAUGUAUCUUCAAGGAACUUUGCUUUUGUAGCUAGUACUUGUGACUAAAUGUUUGGAUAAGGUGUAUAUGUUGAUACCAUCUUUGCCAGACCUAUUAAGUUGCACAUCUUACUAGGAAAAAUGCUUUUUUUUAAAUUCAAAAAUAUAAAUUAAAGCUGAUGUUCAUAAUUUGUAAAAGUUAUAUUUUUACUUGCCAGUAAUAAGUUGGCUACUGGUAAUCUAAAUGCAACAGUUAUAAAUAUAAUUGCUUUAUAUAGAGAGAAUUCUAGAUGUUGUAGGUUUUAUAGUUAUUCUCUUAUUUUUUAAUAUAUUCUAACUAAUUUUUAAAUGUCUCUAUGAUAGUCUUCUUUUUAUUAGAGUAUUAUAUUUAUAUUAUACAGUUUUAUCACAGAUAUAUUUCUAUUCAUAUUAUACAAUUGUGACACCUUUUUUCUGUUUUUUAUAGCUAUAUAUUUCAAGGAUAUACAAAAUUUAAGUAGUUAUGAUUUUUUAAUAACACUUUCUUUUUUAAAUUACUUUUCACUUACCAUUAAACAAAUUAAAUCUAAACCUGAUAAAAUGAGUGUUAUGUAAGUAUAAGUUAAGUAUGUAAUUAAGAGUUAGUUAAGUAUUACUGAGGUUACACAGUUCAUUGAUUAUGGAAGGGGUUCUCAAGGCCUGAAGCUAAUUUUUAUAGCUUACCAGCUCUAUUAGUUCAUGUACUGUCACAUAUCUUCUUACAAAAAGUAAAAAAAAAAGAAACUAGAAAAAAUUCCACAUCUGAAUUUUUUGGGUUCGAGUAUGGCAAUUACCUCUGUAAAAAAAAA